GAGAGGUCUGGCAGUGUCACGUGCUCAAACGUUCCAAGAUGGCGGACGAAAGUGAACAACAACAGAAUAACGUCGAAGAACCUUUAGAUCUUGUUCGUCUUAGCAUUGAUGAAAGAAUUUACGUGAAAUUAAGAAAUGACAGAGAACUACGUGGAAGACUACACGUGCGUAUCGGCAAAAAUACGGAACAAACUUUGUAAUUUUGCACCCAAAUUUAUACAAAAUAUUUGUACAUGAAAUUGCAUAUUAAAUUUUCAUUUUCUAUAAUACACUAGGCAUAUGAUCAACAUUUAAAUAUGAUUCUUGGUGAGGUUGAAGAAACUAUUACAACUGUUGAGAUUGAUGAGGAAACAUACGAAGAGCUGUUUAAGGUUUGUGUUAAGAACAGAGUUCAACAUAUUGAAUCCUAG
This is a messenger RNA of Paramuricea clavata, 410 nucleotides long. Lineage: Eukaryota; Metazoa; Cnidaria; Anthozoa; Malacalcyonacea; Plexauridae. The record is from the annotation of a GenBank genome assembly.